UUGGAAGCUGGAACAUUUUGUUUGUGAAGGUAAAUUAGUCUCUACAGCUGGACAAUCGGUAGCACUAAGCUAGCGUUCUCAUUAUCAAGAGCAAAGUAUUCAACUUUUAACAGGCUGGCGUUUAACCUCCGCGAACAUCAGCUAGGCAGACGUAAGGACGUCAGACUUUUUUAGUUUAGAGUUUAAGUAAUGAGCGAUAAAGACGUCCUUCCUUCAUGCUUACUUUCAACAAAAAAGAAAUUAUGGAUAUUUGCGUCGGGAAGAAGAGGAAACAGGUAAGCGGCGGUGUGCGGGGCUGCAGACGGAGUGUGGCCGUAAAGAUGAAGCGGGAGGUGGGUAAAGUCCUCCGCUCCCUGACGGUGGAGGACAAUAAUCGCACGGAGCCCAUGGAGGAAGAAGAGGACGACGACUGCUUCUCCAUUGGUUUCCUUCGGAAUGACCGACCGGAGCCCGCCGUGGCGGUGUCUCCACGUUACAGCCUGCUGCGGGAGGUUGGCCGAGGAAGCUACGGGGUGGUGUAUGAGGCCAUAGCUCGGAAAACAGGGGCCAGGGUGGCGGUGAAGAGGCUCCAAUGCGACGCCCCGGAAAACGUAGAGCUGGCUUUGGCCGAGUUCUGGGCCCUGACGAGCCUGGAGAACCGACACCAGAAUGUGGUCCAGCUAGAGGAGUGUGUCCUCCAGAGGAAGGGCCUGGCUCAGAAGAUGAGCCAUGGCAACAAGAGGUCCAAACAGUACCUGCGCCUGGUGGAGACGUCACUCAAAGGGGAACGUAUCCUGGGUUACCCAGAGGAGCCGUGCUACCUCUGGUUUGUCAUGGAGUUUUGCGAGGGUGGGGACCUCAAUCAGUACAUCCUGUCCCGCCGGCCUGACCCCCAGACCAACAGGAGCUUUAUGCGCCAGUUGACGAGUGCUGUAGCUUUUUUACACAAGAACAACAUCGUCCAUCGUGAUCUGAAGCCAGACAACAUCCUCAUCUCACAGAAAUCUGGCUCCCCUGUUCUCAAAGUGGCCGACUUUGGCCUCAGUAAGGUUUGUGCUGGCCUAAACUCAAAAAACAGUGAAGAACACCCUGCAGGAGGAGGGGGCGGCCGAGGCAGCAACCAGAACAACAUCAUCAACAUCAACAAGUUCUGGUUGUCAUCAGCUUGUGGCUCGGACUUCUACAUGGCCCCCGAGGUGUGGGAGGGCCACUACACAGCCAAGGCUGAUAUCUUCGCCCUGGGCAUCAUCAUCUGGGCGAUGAUUGAGCGGAUCACUUUCAUUGACGCAGAGUCCAAGCGUGAACUGCUGGGCACCUACAUACGGCAGGGCACAGAGAUUGUACCUGUCGGGGAGGCUCUGUUGGAGAACCCUAAAAUGGUUCUCCACAUCCCUCAGAAGGCCAGGAGCUCCAUGUCUGAAGGGGUGAAGAAACUCCUCCAGGACAUGCUUGCAGUCAACCCUCAGGACCGGCCAGAUGCCUUCCAGCUGGAGGUGCGGAUGGACCAGGUCACGUGUGCUGCAUGACAGCCCCCACCUUCCCUGAACCUCUCCUUUUUUACCCUAACCAGUCAAAGAAGGGACCCCUUUCCUUCCCAGCUUUGUUUACUACAUGGAUGUGGACUCCAAUGGAAAAAGGAACAAUGAAAAAGUGAACUGUGAAAAAUCCACAAUCAUGAUUUGAGCGGGAAGUGACGGACUGGCUAAUGAUUCCAAAACUCCUGGACAGGAACAGUAUGCAAACCAGACCACAACAGUGCACUUCCAGGACCAUCCAGUUCCAGUUACUGUCACCAUGGAGCUGAGGACAUUUAACGGGUGGAUAAUGUUGGUGUCUGAGCUGACUGGAUGUGAUAACCAGGUUUAUUUUUUAAUGUUGUUUAAUAUUUGUUUAUUUUUGUUCCCAAAAGCCCCAGUAUAGGCCUGCUCUUCAUCAACAUUUGUAAUGUACUUGGCUGUGGCACAGGUAAGGUACUGGAUGUACCAGUAUCUUAAGGUCAAAGCUACAUUAUCCUGAUAAUAGCAUUUGAAUGAACAUCAGAUGACACCACCAGCUUGUCUACCCGCCCUGUACAACCUCGUGCCUUAGAGAUGAUUCACUCCAAGUGUGAUUGGAUCAUAAGAUAAAAUGAUGCUGAAGCGGCAAUUUACAAAAACUUAAAAUGAAGAUAUGGUCAUCACAGAUUUUGAGUCAGUGUCACAUGUAUGCUCAUGUAAAGAUGGUUUACAAGGAUAUUUCACAAAUCUGUGCCACACUCCAGAGGCAGAGGCUGAACAAAUAUGAAUAUGAACGUUUUUAUGUUGUUUUGAAGGUGUUGUGUAGAAUUCACACCUUAGAAUUAGCAGGCCUGUAUCAGCUCCAUACAAUAUUGUGCUAUUACAACCAAACAGUGUCCAGCAGGGAAUUCAGAUUGGUUUUAUGUGGGUAUUUGUUCCUGUUGAAUCCAAAGAGCACCUGGUGGACAAAAUGUGUAUAUCUGUCUAUCGUCACUGCAAAGCUUAGUAUGAGUAUAUUUGCUAAAUUAAUGUAUGACCAAGAAACAAUCAUGAUCAUUGGGUGGGUUAACGGCUGUUUUUGGUAACUUUGUACUGAAUGUUUUUACAUUGAGGUAGAGUGUGGCAUUUUUGGACUUCUCACAAACUGAAAUACCACUUUGAAUACAGUUCAAGAUAUCAAGUCAAUAGGUAACUAGGAAUCAUCUGUCAUCUAAGAGAUAUUGAGUAUUGCUCUGUAUUCUAUCUUAUGAUUUUGAAGGGUUCUGUUGGGUGUGAUAUGGACAUGGUUUAUUGGGCCAUUCUAUGAGAAUAGCCUUACACCUGAGCAGUAUUGAGACAUCUUUGACUGAAUCUUUCAUGAGUAUCUGAUUUGGAGGACUCUCGCAGGAAAUUUGAAGAUUUGCCAUCUGGAAAAAAUUCCCUAAAGCAGCCACGGAAUACACAUCCUCACUGUCCCUUUCUUCCUUCCUUCCUUCCUUCCUUCCUCUCAUUACUGAAGUGCUUCAGAGUCUUUGCAGAGGCACGUAAUGUUGUGUAGAACACAUUCAGUUAGUUGCUGGUUGCAGCCUACUAUCUGUGUUGUGUGAGAAAAUUAUGGCUAGUUUGUGCUGUGAUUCCUGAAAAGCGAUCACUACAUGUGCACCCUGGGGAUAAACAAAAAUAUCAAGCCACAUGACUGAUCCUCAGGUGAGAUGGUACUUGAAGUAACUAGGAUUUUCAGGAAGAAACAACAAAAUGCAGAAGUUCAAACGCACAGAAUAAUAAAAAGCAGAGAGAGCGGUUAAAGCGUACAGCAGUGAGCCAGACAGAAGGGUUUAAAUGCUUUGUAUGCUUCACAUGUAGAAAGCUCUACUGCCUUCACUCUCCAACACACACCAGAGGGAUGACCAGAACCUCCUUCUGGAUUCAUAGCACUGCGUAGCAUUUGGGUUCAGUUCAGUGACUCAGUAGUAGUAGUAGUAGAUUUAAAGGCAUUUUGUAGUGUGGUCCUACCUCAUUCUCAGCACUUUGAAACAUCUUGUCUACCUUGACAGUCUCAACUUUGUCUUAGUUUCUGAUGCAAGGGUAUCUUUGCUUGAGUGGGAUGGAUUUGUAUCUCAGACUCAACCACUCCAGUCUUGAAACAACCUUGGACUGACUUUUCUGUGUGGUGUUUUGCUUAGUAACACCUAGCUUUUCCCUUUACAAUGAUUACAUCUACAACACCUGUUCACUUCUGUUAUACAGAGAUAGUCCAAGCUCCACUUAUGUUUGCAUUCAACAACUGCAGCUCCUAUAUAGCUGUGUUAGUGCCCAGAGGUGUCUAUGCCUGAAGGCCUUAGUGUCUUUCCAAACAGUACAGUACAACAGUACAACCAUAUCCUUUUAGCUGUUACGAAAGGCCGUACUUGAAGCACGGCAAACAAGUCCACUGUUCUAACCUCUUAGUUCCUGAGUCCCACUGGCUCGGCAAACUCUGCAAGAAUUUGGUGUCUUUUGCAUGUCUUUGUUGUAGAGGUCAACUGAUAAUGGAUUUCUAAAAGCUGAUAGUUUGGAACAGAAUAGCUGAUUAAUAGGCCAAUAUCUCACUGACCCCCUCUGCAGAAAUUCAAAGUAAGUACUAAGUCAAAGUAAUACAUAACUAAAUAAAUAUAUCAAUCUGGAACUAAACAUCAAAUUUAUCAUAAAAAAUCUAGGUCGGAGUGUUUUUUAAUUAUUAGGCUAAUCAUUUUCCUCAAAGUCAAACUGAGAUUCUGAAGCAGUCAAUGACAUUACCUUGACUUUAUGUAUGAAGAGUUCAUGCAACCGUGAUCAGAGAUGGGCAGGAUUUCUGUGAGUUGUAUUUGAAUUAUGUAUUUCAAGUACUGUUGAGCAUUUUAUAAUUGCUAAAAAAAUUAAGUGUGAUUUAAAACAAGAUACUUAAGAGUGGCAUAAUUUUCUAUUUUCAUUCAUUUUCUGUAACCACUUAUCCUGUUAGGGGUCACGGGGAGACAGCUGACAUUGGGCGACAGGGGGGUUGCCAAGCUAUCACAGGGCUGACACAUCGAGA
Molecule: messenger RNA, 4503 nt
Organism: Epinephelus lanceolatus (giant grouper)
Lineage: Eukaryota; Metazoa; Chordata; Actinopteri; Perciformes; Serranidae
Gene: stk35
Product: serine/threonine kinase 35
Biological process (GO): negative regulation of G2/MI transition of meiotic cell cycle; protein phosphorylation
Cellular component (GO): cytoplasm; nucleus
Molecular function (GO): ATP binding; protein kinase activity
Source: RefSeq, a predicted model, not a curated record